AUGUUAAAGGCACGACAGAUUCGUCGCUGGUCAAACUCUGCGUUGGCUUCUUCUCGUCAUGAGCAAGGGAAGGAGAAGCAGUGGUGUUACAUAGCGACGCCGGUCAAGCGUGGUGCAGCGGUGGUUCAAGCCGGUGAUGAGGUGGUGGUCGUGCGGUGGAGAUGCGAGUAUCAUGGUUGGCGGAUACUGAAGAAGAAUGUAGUUUAG
This is a messenger RNA of Eruca vesicaria subsp. sativa (arugula), 207 nucleotides long. The record is from the annotation of a GenBank genome assembly. NCBI's taxonomy places the organism in Eukaryota, Viridiplantae, Streptophyta, Magnoliopsida, Brassicales, Brassicaceae.